Molecule: messenger RNA, 1908 nt
Organism: Fonsecaea multimorphosa CBS 102226
Lineage: Eukaryota; Fungi; Ascomycota; Eurotiomycetes; Chaetothyriales; Herpotrichiellaceae
Exons: 2
Coding region: 1-1908 (635 amino acids)
Source: RefSeq, a predicted model, not a curated record
AUGGGGGACGACCACCACAGCGCCCUUGCGCCGGGCGACGAGGCGCGUUAUGACGAUUCGAGACCUUCAAAGAGGCAGCGUAACUUCAUUGCUCGACAAGCAUUCUCUGCAAAAGCCUGGGGAUCGAAUGCACCUAUGCAGAGCGCAAGCCUACUAAGUGCGUCAAAAGCCAUCUUUAUAGACCAGAAGCUGACCGGAGCCAAAAGAAAUGAGAUCUCAAUGAGCAUGAUCUUCAACACGCUGAGGCGGAUGGAGUCGAAGAUUGAUCACUUGUCCGUCCCAGCCACCGCGAAGUCUGUACAUGAGCUCGAGGCCAACCGAGGCGACCCCAGUCUACCACAUGCGGAAAGCCCUUAUCACAUGGAUUCAGUAAUGUCUCAUCCAUCUCUGUCCUCACCGCUGUCAAGUUCUAGACCUUUGCAUCGACAGUCGAGCACGGCAUCCGCAAUUCUGUCAUUUAGCGCCCGUCGAACCAUCCAUUGGCCAGGGGUGCAAGCUCUACUCCCAAGCGGUCUUACUUCCGAGGUUCGCGACCUGGAGAGAUGCUAUCCUACUCAUCUAGAAUCGGCGCGGCCAUCGCUUGAGCCUGUGAUCUCGGCCCAAGGUGCAAUGCCGACGCUUGACUGGCUUGCCCCCCUUAGUCUAUCGUCUGUGAAAGAUCUGUCGAAUGCGUAUUUCGACACCUUCAACCGGGUAUAUCCAUUUAUCGACCGCGACUUUUACUUCCUCAGUACCCUUGCCGUUGUAGUCCGAGAAGGGUUUGGCCACGACAUUGAAUCCUGCCUUGUCCUGAAUGUCAUGGCAUUGGGAUGCAUGGGAUUCAAAGCAUACGAAGAGGGUGGUUUUGAGAAUCCGAAUCAAGCUUCGAUAACUCCAAUUAUCCGACACAUCAUUGAAGAAGAAAUCGCCGGCCUAAGCUUUUUCAAUGAAGCUCGGAGACGAGUGGGCUUCUGCCUCUCCGAACGGGACAUCCAGGCUUGCCAGUAUUACUUGACAUCGGCCGUGUUCUUUGCGCAAGCCAUGCGGCCAGUUGAUAAAUGGUUGGAGGCCAGUCGGGCGGCAGUUAUAUGUACUGCGUACUGGAAGUGCCCACCCGAGCCCGUGGACGAGUGGCUUGCUGAUAUGCAUGCAAGACUAUUCUGGUGCUCGCUCAUGCUUGAGAGUCUUGUCGUCCAAGAGUUGGAGUUGCCGCCCAGCGGGCUGAAAGCGUGGGAAGAGGACGUACCUCUUCCAAAAUUCACCACGUAUCCUUAUGCCAGCGGUUCGCGGCCACAACAUUCGGAUGACUCGUUCUAUCACUACCAUUUCCUGGCACAGAUUGCCCACAGAAUCAUCCUCAAUAGGAUCAGGGAUGAGCUGUUCCUCAGCAACCCUUCAACCAAAGUUGCAGAAGAGCUCCGCCACCAGCUUGAGCAAUGGCGAGCCAACCUCCCUCAGGCGCUACGCUACGCCAGCGAUCGGGAACAGCAAACCUUUGACUGCCCGGCUGACGCUGUGGUUGUUGCUUUACUUCAAAUGCGCUACAGGGUGUCAAUUUUCCAUCUGGGGCGACCAUUCCUGUAUAAAGCCAUCCAAAAUCCCGCCUCGGUCAACGACACCGAGCUAAAGUUGUGUGCAGAAGCGCUGGAGUAUGCCAUGGAUUGGCACAUGACAUUGGAUGUCUGUGCAAGGAUGCACAACUUUGAGCCCUUGAAAUACUUUGCAUGCGGACAAUUCUUUGGGCAGCUACUCAUUUUCUAUGCCUUCAAACACUCACCUGACCGCCGGCUGAGAGACAGCCUUCCGCCCGGAUUCGAAGCCUGGUGCACCACGAUGCUAAGAUUCAUUUACGAUUUUGUUGAUUCGAGUCCGACUAUUGCCAAGGAUUUGGAAUUACUCUCCUCAUUGUAUCAUAUUCCUGAUGGAUGA